Molecule: messenger RNA, 408 nt
Organism: Periconia digitata
Lineage: Eukaryota; Fungi; Ascomycota; Dothideomycetes; Pleosporales; Periconiaceae
Source: the annotation of a GenBank genome assembly
AUCGUACAAGUAAUAUCAAACCCUUGCCCACCAUAUGGUCCUCAAGGAACGGAUCUCGUCUCUACACACAAGUGCAAAUCGAUCCCUCACACAACAUACUGCACCUACCCAACCAGAAUGGGCGCAAAACUCUCUACCCAAAAGAACGCAUCAGAUUUCACAAAGUUGCUAGAUACAGAAAGCGAUAAAAAGUCUGGUCCGGACUCCGAGCCACGCGAAACGCGCAAGGAGAAGAGAGCAGCAAAGCGAUACGAGCGGUAUGAACGACAAGUGAAAUCAGGCGGGCCUGUACCUGCACAUUACUUGGGACCUGGUGAUAGGUACACCAACGGGUAUGGUGGCGGGGAUGGCGGUGGUGGGGGCUAUGAUGGCGGUGUAAGUGGAGGGGGAGGAGCUGGGGUUUUAUAA